AAGAUUUUGAUUUAGAUGCAUAUGAUGAAUUAUUCGAAACUAAAGAAUUACAAUCAGACAUUAGUGAACAGCAUAAACAAGAUUAUCUUGAAAAACUCAGAAAACAAAAAACUCAAAUUGAUUCUUCAAAAUUGAAAACAUCUACUGAUGAAGUUUCUCUUCAAUUAUUAAUUAAUCUAGAUGAUUUUCAUAAACAACAAGAUAUAAAAAAAGAUCAAACACAUGUUAUUGAACAAUUCUAUCCAUAUGCUUCAAUACUUGGACCUCAACUUCUUCUGCCUUAUUUGUCUGAUAAUCAAAAACGAUUAUUUAUGAAAUUAGAUUUUGCUGAAGAACAAAAUAUUGAAGAUUAUAAAAAACAAGAUCAACGAGAAAAUGUUAAACAACAAAUGAAUAAAUAUUCUGAUAUAAUAGAAAAAGAAUUUAGUAAAUCGGAUAUGAAAAUUGAAGAAGAUUUACAGCAAAUACCUACAUCGAUAUCAAAAUUAUCUGCAGAUGAAACGUUUCCAUCUAGUGAAACAGACAAACUUUAUAUUGAUGAUCAAUCAAUGAAAACUUCGACAGAAAUACAACAAAUAAUUGAACAAUCAUCUAGUGAAAAACGUUUAUUACAAAUUAGAACAUCAUCUCAAACAUCGGAAGAAGACAAAACAAGACUCAUAGGUUAUUCAAAAGUUUCGGGUCUUAUUAAAAAUGUUUUAAACGAUCAAAAACAUCAUCAAGAACUAAUUAAAUCUGUACAUAAACAAAUUAUUGACAUUGAACAAAUAACUAAUGAAAUAAAUAUAGAUUCAGAAAAACAAGAAAUUUUUCAUAAUUUAAAUAAUCAAUUCUAUCAAUACAAAAAUGAUUUUAACCAAAUUCUACAACAUGAAUACUUUGAAAUCCAACCGAUAUUUCGAACACGUCUUGAAUUAGCUAUUCGAACACUUGAUAUAGAUUUACAACUAAUAGGGCAAAUUCUUAAUGGUAAAACAUUAACAGAUAUUAUUCCUAAUAAACCAUCAAUUAUAAUAAAAACAUCUUUGCAAUCUAUGACACCAAUUGAAUUACAAAUUCAUAAAGAUAUAACAUUGAUUCAUGAUAAUUUAUCAACAAUAGCUAUGAAUAUGAAAAAUUGUCAAACAAUAAUUCAUGAAAAGAAAAUAUUACAAGAUUUACUAAGAAUAGAUAUUGUAAGUUAUUAA
Messenger RNA from Rotaria sp. Silwood1, 1187 nucleotides. Lineage: Eukaryota; Metazoa; Rotifera; Eurotatoria; Philodinida; Philodinidae. The record is from the annotation of a GenBank genome assembly.